ACAUAUGACACAAUUGCCAUGGCGGUUUAUAGUAUAGGGAACAAUACGGGCGCUAUAAAAUGACCUGUGUUUAUGAAAGAUUAACUCUACGGGGCCAUGUUUGUGAGUUUAAGACAUUAUAUCUGAUCGCUACUUACUUAACGAAAUUCCUCGAACAAACGUCUGUAAUAUAUUGGCCCUGACCAGACAACAGUUUCGGAGAGGAAUGAUAAUCAGGCAGCAUUAUUUAAUUGUGCCCGGAAUUAUUUCACGUCAUACAUCUGAUGUGUGCUGUGGGAAAAAAGUAACAGGACUUCUUUUAAAAUUAAGUCAAAAUAAUGGCGGGUAAGCGACAAAUCCGUAUGCAGUCUGAAGGUGACGUCACAGGAAUGAGUGAAGAUACUUUAUCGAAUGCAUGCAUCAAAAACGAGUUAGAGAAAUGGAAACUUAUGAACGAAAUGCACACACUCAUGGUAGGAGAAAAACAGUCUUCUAUGGAAAAUAGAAGGAAUCUAAGGAAACUAAAAGAUGAAAUUACAAAAAUGCUUGCAGAAGGAUGUGUUUAUAAAUCACACGGAUUUCAAAAAUACGACCCAUUUGUUGCCAGUGCUGAUGAAAAAGAAAAUUUGGAAGAGGGAUUUAAAUCCAAUGGUUACAAUAAAUCGCUUUCAAUGGGAAGUUUCCCAUCAAUAACAGAAACAGGUAGCUAUGUGAAAUCAAAUUUAAAAUCAUAUGGAAGAAAAAGAGAUAGAAAAUCUAGUGAACGUUCGCUUAUGUCCAUUCCCAACACUCUGCCUACUAUAGACGUUUCCGAUAAUACCACAGCGCAAUUUGAAGACACUGACGACGAAAAUGACGUAGUUGAAACUACAGGAAAUUUGGCAUCUUCUUUAGCAUUGAGUUUCCAUGGUAUGGUCCUAUGGCGACAAAAAAUUCGUGACAGAAUAGUUGAAAAAGAAAGAGCAAAAACAGAACCCCCUGUUCGACACCAUCCAAAAGUCGAAACAAAAAACAUGACAAAUCGCUACAAAAGUAUGUUUGCAGGCAACUGUAGGACGUGUCAUGCAAUGAAAAAGUUUGUUGAAAAAGAGGCUACAAUAAUGAUAAAUCAGGUUGACUCGCCAUUAUAUCAAAAGAGGAUGUCACAAAUAGAAAAACUGAAAUUAAAAUGUCAAAUUCCGGAAAUCAUAAGAAGAGACAGGUCAACGUCAGCAAUAUUUCGAGACUUUGAAAGUUACAAGGCAAACAAGAUACAAGACAAGAAAAGGAAAGUGAAAGAAUGGCAGGUCUCACAAUGAAAAUGUUGACCGGAUAUAAUCUUUCAACGCACAUAUUGAUAAAAUUAGAUAAUAAAUUACCAAACCCAUGUUGACAGUCUGUAAAUAGAGAUAUUAUUGCAGCGUUAGAUAUGAAAUUCAUAUUCAAUGAUAAAAUCCAUACUAGUGUCAUGAAGUGUAAUAUUCUAUGAAAUAUAACAUAACCGAUAAAGCUCAUGGUUAGUAUAAUGAGUUAGUCACAAUCUAGUUAUAGUCAAAUUCUGAUAAGUCUACAAUCUAAUUAAAAUUAGAUGUUGGAUCCGCUCGCAUACUCGCUACAGUUUGUGUAGCGAGUAUGCAAGCGGAUCCAACAUCUAAUUUUAAUUAGAUUGAUAAGUCUAUUAACACAUUUAAGAUUACUUUUCUAUAAUUGGUAAUGGUUGGUAUCAGUGUACUUAUAGUGCAUUUCUGUAAAUG
Molecule: messenger RNA, 1712 nt
Organism: Ostrea edulis (European flat oyster)
Lineage: Eukaryota; Metazoa; Mollusca; Bivalvia; Ostreida; Ostreidae
Exons: 2
Coding region: 318-1277 (319 amino acids)
Source: RefSeq, a predicted model, not a curated record